Molecule: messenger RNA, 2013 nt
Organism: Mycosarcoma maydis (corn smut)
Lineage: Eukaryota; Fungi; Basidiomycota; Ustilaginomycetes; Ustilaginales
Exons: 3
Coding region: 1-2013 (670 amino acids)
Biological process (GO): mRNA cis splicing, via spliceosome
Cellular component (GO): precatalytic spliceosome
Molecular function (GO): nucleic acid binding
Source: RefSeq, a predicted model, not a curated record
AUGCCUCCGCCGACCAAAGCCUUUCGUGGCUCCUCUCUCUACUCUGGCAUCUUUGAUACCCCGGAACGACCCCAGGAAUCGCAUCAGGAUAAGCAUGUUACCCCAGCGUCUGCGUCUGCCCAAGAACAAGCCAAAAGCGCAUCCUCCUCCAGCUUGAACAAGUCCGCGGAUUCAUCCUCUGCUGCUACCGCUACUGCCACUGCUCCUGCUACUGCUGCUGCUUCUACCGAUGCAGCUGGUUCGUCAAAGUCUUCAGGCUGGUCUGCAGCGCUUCGUUUUGCUCCACGUCGUACAGCGGCCGUUGCAAAGUCAAAAGCGAGACCUACAGCCGCUUUCGUAGCGUCGUUUGCUCCAGCAACAGCAGCUGGUACGGACGUAGCUAAGCCGCCGAUCGGUGCACUCAGCCGAGCUCCUGGCGUAGCUCCCAAGUCAUCCUCCCUUACAGCUUCCGAAUCUGUCGCUGAUUCCGCUCAGGCGACAAGCUCUGCCAACGUGGACGGCGGAGCUUCGUCUGCACAAACGAAUCAGGCUUCGAGCAGAACGCGGAUCGGCGUGGAUACGUCGGAUCUCAACCUCACCGCUCUCGCUCUGCCCCAUGCGGACACGGAUGAUGCAAGGCUCAUCUCUCAGCUCGAAAGAUAUGUGGUCACUGAAGCACCACCGUUCACACUUGCGCCUGAGGAUAUCGAACGCGACAAAGACUGGGCACGAAAAGCUGCUGCAGCUCGCGGCGAAACGCGCCGCUAUAGCCACAAUGAUGACUUUGAAGGUGGUGACGAGGAUGAUGCGGACGUCAACGGAUUCUUUUCCACCGGUGCAGGCAAGAGAGCUGCCAAGAAAAAGAAAAAGCGCAAGAGGGGCACAUCUCCUUCAGCUGGACCUAGCAUGAACGCUGAAUACGAUCCGCGCAUUCCGAACGACUACAUAGCGUACAAGCAGCUAGUCUUUGAACGCCGUCGUGCUGAGCUCGAUUUCAGGCAAUGGCAACGCGAACAAGAAGAACGAGGAUAUACCGAUGAGCAAGAUGAGGCGUGGGAGGAGGACCAAGAAAAAUUGCACGCUGUCACGCAGCAAGAUGGAGCGAGGCUACAAGUUGAGUCGAGCGAUGGUGUGAGAGAAAGCUCAGCACCGCAAGCUAUGACAAUGCAGAUAUCGAGUGGUGAAGAGGCGCACGCUCGUCGGGUCGACACGUCGAGUGCGGUUUCUUCCGCUGCUGUUGAUGUCACAUCAACGCCAUCGACUGGCGAGGAAGCGUAUCAGCGAAGGGUGGCAAUGACCAAUGCAGCUACGGGCGAAGAGGCAUACCUCCGAAGGCUUGCUAUGUCUCAGGCUUCACCUCCUGGUCCGCCACCCGGUCCACCACCUGGUCCACCACCAACUCAGCGUGCUCCCGCAUCCAGUCCUGAUUCGCGUCAAUCAGCAGCAGCAGCAGCCAUCGCUGCACGUCUCACUUGCGUUCAGCCAUCCACGUCUGCCAAGCCAUUCUCUGAGCCCACACAAGCUUGUUCCGACCCUACGACCUUCGCCUCGCGCCUAAUGGCAUCGCACGGCUACGUUCCCGGCACAGGCCUGGGCACUUCUGCAAAGGGAAUCGUUGAGCCGCUCAGCGUUUCAUCCUCACACGGUCGUGGCUUGAUCAUCAGCGCUUCGUCCGCAGCGCUUGUUCAAGCCGAAGCGGAACAAUACGGUAGUGCGCAAGCUUCGCCCGUUAUUGUGCUGCUCAAUAUGGCGUCGGCACAGGAUCUGGUGGGAGAUUCGUAUCAAGACCUCGUACAGGACGUCACGGAAGAAUGCUCCAAGUUCGGCUACGUACAACGUGUGCUGGCUCACGUUUCAACAGACGACCAGGUAAGGGUCUUUGUACAGUUCACAGGCCCCGCAGCAAGUUGGAAAGCGGUCAGAAAUCUUCACGGUCGCUGGUUCCAGGGCAAACAGGUACACGCAAUGUACUACAACGCUCAAGCUUUCCAUCAGGCCAGCUUCGAUUUGGCCUUGUUCCGCACCCCUACGUGA